Molecule: messenger RNA, 960 nt
Organism: Rhineura floridana
Lineage: Eukaryota; Metazoa; Chordata; Lepidosauria; Squamata; Rhineuridae
Product: olfactory receptor 5G9-like
Exons: 1
Coding region: 7-960 (317 amino acids)
Biological process (GO): G protein-coupled receptor signaling pathway; sensory perception of smell
Cellular component (GO): membrane
Molecular function (GO): G protein-coupled receptor activity; odorant binding; olfactory receptor activity
Source: RefSeq, a predicted model, not a curated record
GGUAUAAUGUCUGAAGAAAACGCCACCACAGUGGUCAAUGAGUUUGUAUUUGUAGGAUUAACAAGCAACCCUACACUACAGGCCAUUCUCUUUUUCAUGUUCCUGACUAUUUACAUGACCACCUUGGUUGAAAAUCUAGGAAUGAUUGCCUUAAUAAGGGCCAGUCCCCGCCUCCAUACCCCAAUGUACUUCUUUCUCAGCAGCCUGUCUUUCCUGGAUGUAUGCUUCUCUUCUGCAUUUGCUCCAAAGGCAUUAGUGGAUUUUCUAGCAGAGAAAAAGUCCAUUUCCUUUAUUGGGUGUGCAAUGCAAAUGUAUUUUUGGGUAGCUCUGGGGAGUGCAGAGUGCUUUCUCUUGGCUGCAAUGGCUUAUGAUCGCUAUGUGGCUAUCUGUAAACCACUGCUGUACCCAGUCCUCAUGUCUCCUAGAGUCUGCUUUCUUUUGGUGGUGGGGUCGUAUAUUCUUGGGCUUCUACAUUCUUUCCUUCAUACAAUUUUUACCUUCAGACUGUCAUUCUAUAGGACUAAUGUGGUCAACCAUUUUUUCUGUGAUGUCACUGCACUUUUAGCUAUUUCCUCUUCUGAUAUCUAUAUCAAUGAACUGCUGAUCUUUUACGUGGCUGGUCUUAUAGAAAUAACCACUAUCCUGAGUGUCGUGGUUUCUUAUACCUAUAUUCUUACCAACAUUGUGAUGAGGAUCAGCUCAGCUGCAGGCAGGCUCAAGGCCUUCUCCACUUGCACCUCACACCUCACUGUGGUUGCCAUCUUCCACGGGGCCAUUCUCAUAUUACACUUCCGACCAAACGUGAGCAGUGGAACCUUUGUUCAAGAUGUAACUGACAAAGUACUUUCAGUGUUCUACACAAUUAUCAUCCCUUUGCUGAACCCUUUGAUUUACAGCCUGAGAAACAAGGAGGUAAAGGGUGCCCUGGGAGGUUUUUGGAGGAAGGUUUUGACAAAAUAA